Molecule: messenger RNA, 648 nt
Organism: Fusarium mangiferae
Lineage: Eukaryota; Fungi; Ascomycota; Sordariomycetes; Hypocreales; Nectriaceae
Product: putative REX2-putative 3`-5` exonuclease
Exons: 2
Coding region: 1-648 (215 amino acids)
Cellular component (GO): mitochondrion
Molecular function (GO): 3'-5'-RNA exonuclease activity; nucleic acid binding
Source: RefSeq, a predicted model, not a curated record
AUGUCGACAGUAGCAGAAGUGCAGGUUGAUAACCAGCCCAAGAGCGCCAGCGAUGAUCCUCUUGUCUGGAUUGACUGCGAGAUGACUGGCCUGGAUCAAGACAACGACGAAAUCAUCGAGAUCUACUGUAUUAUCACCACAGGAAACCUCGAGAUUCUUGAUGAGGAGGGGUUUCACGCCAUCAUCCACUUCCCCCAGUCCCGCCUUGACCAGAUGGACGAAUGGUGCACAAAGACACACGCAGACUCUGGCCUCACCGCUGCUGUUCUCGAAUCCACAACUACUCCGGAGCAAGCCGCAGACGCUCUGUAUGAGUACAUAACACGCUUCAUCCCUGAGCGCAAACGUGGUCUUCUUGCCGGUAACAGUGUGCAUUGCGAUAGGGCGUUUCUGCGACGUGAACCCUACAAGCGGGUCAUGAGACAUCUGCAUCACAGAAUUCUUGACGUGAGUUCUAUCAAGGAGGCCGCAAGACGCUGGGCAGCCAAGAGGAUUGUGAAUAAGGUUCCCAAUAAGAAGGGUCUGCACAAGGCGAGGGAUGACAUUCUGGAGAGCAUUGAGGAGGCUAGAUACUACAGGGAGGUCAUCUUCAGGCCGACGUUUGAUGUUGUGCCUGCCAAGAACAAACCUAACAAAGGGAAACAAUGA